AUGGCCGGUAUAAUUGAUUCUACUUGGAUGGUCCUUAGUGACUUCAACGCCUUUCUCAACCCGGACGACAAAGUAGGAGGAGCUCGACCAGAAAAUAACAUGAUGGUACCAUUCAGAUCCUGUAUUGAUGACUGUGGCCUUUUGGAAGUACCUGUGGUGGGAGACAGAUUCACCUGGGAAAGAAAUGAAAUUAAGGAAAGGCUAGACUGGGUCUUCAGAAAUUUUGAUUGGGAAGUGAGUCACCCCCAUAUGAAGGUACACUACAAUUUGUGUUUUAAGUGUGAUCAUAGAGUUAUAGUGGUGUCUGACUGUGGUGAAAGUAGGAGAAAUAGCAUAAGCAGGUUCUUUAAAUAUCAAGCAGCAUGGUGCCUUAAGCAGGAUUUUCCAGAUAUUGUAAAUGCCUCGUGGGAAAACAAAAAUUGGCUUCAGGGAUGUGAAUCUUUCAAGAAUUCAGCUAUAGAGUGGAAUGAUAAGGUAGUAGGAAGUGUGGCUGUUAAGAAAAAAGAACUGUUGAGAAGAUUGGAAGGUAUAGAUAAGGCAAGACAAAUUGGCAGAUCAAAUGGGCUCCAAAGGUUAGAAAAGAAAAUCUGGAUGGAAGACAAUAGGCUAGCAGCACAAGAAGAGCUAAUCUGA
Messenger RNA from Neltuma alba, 633 nucleotides. RefSeq lists its product as uncharacterized. NCBI's taxonomy places the organism in Eukaryota, Viridiplantae, Streptophyta, Magnoliopsida, Fabales, Fabaceae. Bases 1 to 633 code for a protein of 210 amino acids. The record is from RefSeq and is a predicted model, not a curated record. The transcript has a single exon.